This is a messenger RNA of Patiria miniata (bat star), 2852 nucleotides long. RefSeq names its product endoplasmin-like. Gene Ontology annotation, molecular function: ATP binding; ATP-dependent protein folding chaperone; ATP hydrolysis activity. NCBI's taxonomy places the organism in Eukaryota, Metazoa, Echinodermata, Asteroidea, Valvatida, Asterinidae. Gene Ontology annotation, biological process: protein folding. Bases 106 to 2532 code for a protein of 808 amino acids. The transcript has 18 exons. The record is from RefSeq and is a predicted model, not a curated record.
UACCAUGUUUUUUUAAUUCAUGUCAUCGACAUCGCUUUACGCUGGUGCAUUUGUGUGUACAAACACGUGCGGAGAAGGUGCAGUUUUCUACCGGUUCAACCAAAAAUGUCGGCGAAGUUUUGGGUAUUCGGGCUCUUUGCUGUGCUGCUGGCGACAUCAUUUGUGUCGGCCGCUGAUGAAGCAGAAGACGGUGAUGUGGUGGUUGAGGAAGACAUCGGCAAGAGCAGGGAUGCAUCAAAGACAGAUGAUGAGACCGUGGAAAGGGAAGAGGAGGCCAUCAAGUUAGACGGUUUGAACGUCGCUCAAAUGAAAGAGUUACGAGAAUCAGCCGAGAAGCACGUCUUCCAGGCCGAGGUCAACCGCAUGAUGAAACUCAUCAUCAACUCCCUCUACAGAAACAAGGAGAUUUUCUUGAGAGAGUUGAUCUCAAAUGCCUCCGAUGCCCUGGACAAGAUUCGAUUACUGUCACUGACUGAUAAAUCUGCGCUGGACGCCACAGAGGAACUAGUCAUCAAAAUUAAGGCCGAUAAAGAUAACCACAUGUUGCACAUCACUGACACGGGUAUCGGAAUGACAAAGAAAGACCUGAUCACAAAUCUGGGUACCAUUGCCAAGUCGGGAACCAGUGAAUUCUUUGAAAAACUUACGGAAGUAAAUUCGAAUGACGCGGGAGAUCUGAUUGGUCAGUUUGGUGUUGGCUUCUACUCAUCUUUCCUGGUUGCUGAUACCGUGAUUGUAACAUCCAAGCACAAUGAGGACAAGCAGUACAUCUGGGAGUCCAAUGCUGGGGAGUUCACAGUCACCGAGGACCCACGAGGGGACACCCUGAAACGUGGAACCACAGUCAGUCUGCACCUGAAGGAGGAGGCCUACGAUUUCUUGGAGCCAGACACCAUCGAGAAACUGGUCAAGAAGUACAGUCAGUUCAUCAACUUCCCCAUCUAUCUCUGGUCCAGCAAGACUGAGACAGUUGAGGAGCCGGUUGAGGAUGAAGAUGAGGAAGAACCCACGGAGAAACCCGAGGGAGAAGAUGACGAUGUAGAAGUUGAAGAUGAAGAAGAGAAGGAACCCAAGCGCAAGACCAAAAGCGUGGAGAAGACGACGUGGGACUGGGUGCUGAUGAACGUCAACAAGCCCAUCUGGACUCGCCAAGCCAAAGAAAUCACAGACGAGGAAUACAACGAGUUUUACAAGUCUUUCACCAAGGCCAGCGACGAGCCCCUGGCCAAGACCCACUUCACGGCGGAGGGCGAGGUCACCUUCAAGUCCAUCCUCUUUGUCCCCCCGACAGCACCGCCUCAGAUGUUCGCUGACUACGGCAAGAAGUUUGACCACAUCAGUCUCUUCGUGCGACGAGUGUUCAUCACCCACGACUUUGAGGACAUGAUGCCCAAGUAUCUGAACUUUGUCAAGGGGGUGGUGGACUCGGACGACCUGCCUCUCAACGUCUCCAGAGAGAUGCUGCAGCAACACAAGCUCCUGAAAGUCAUCAAGAAGAAACUGGUUCGCAAGACCCUGGACAUGAUCAAGAAGAUCAGCGAUGAGGACUACAUCGACAAGUUCUGGAAGGAGUACGGCACCAACAUUAAGCUGGGCAUCAUUGAGGAUCACAGCAACCGCUCCCGUCUGGCCAAGCUGGUCCGCUUCCAGUCCUCCAACUCGGAGGACGGGGUGACGAGUCUCGCCGACUACCUAGAGAGGAUGAAGGACAAGCAGGAGCACAUUUACUUCAUGGCUGGCAGCAGCAGAAAAGAGGUUGAAUCAUCCCCGUUCACAGAGCGCCUCCUCAAGAAGGGCUACGAGGUGCUGUAUCUGACGGAGGCGGUGGACGAGUACACCAUCCAGUCCCUGCCGGAGUUCGAGGGCAAGAAGUUCCAGAACGUGGCCAAGGAGGGGCUGAAGAUAGGGGAGGAGUCAGACAAGGCCAAGGAGAGGCGGGAGGAACUGGAGGAGAAGUUUGAGCCGCUGACCAACUGGCUGAAGGAGACGGCCCUCAAGGAUGAGAUCAAGGAAGCCAAGAUCUCCCAGCGCCUGACGGAAUCACCCUGUGCCCUGGUAGCCAGUCAGUAUGGAUGGUCUGGCAACAUGGAACGCAUCAUGAAAUCACAGGCAUACGCAAAGACUGGCGACAGCAGCAACAGUUAUUACGCAUCCCAGAAGAAGACCCUGGAGAUCAACCCCAGGCAUCCGCUGACCAAGAAGCUCCUGGAGAAGGUGGAGGCGGACCCUGAGGACCCAACCGCCGUGGACCUGGCCAUGGUCAUGUUUGAGACGGCCGUGCUCCGGUCUGGCUUCUCUCUGCCAGACUCGGCUGGCUUCGCUGGCAGGAUAGAGAGGAUGCUGCGACUGGGAAUGAACGUUGACCUGGCGGAGAAGGUAGAGGAGGAGCCUGAGGAAGAGGAGGAGGAAGAUGCUGAGGAACCAGCCGCAGAAGAGGAAGAAGAGGAAGAAGAAAUUGAGGAUGAAGAGGUUCUAGAACCUUUGGAUGAGGUACCGCCAGUGAUGGAGGAGCCUCCAAAGGAUGAGCUUUGAGGACUCCUUUUCCAAGCAUCUCGGUUCUUUCCUUCGUAGCUCCAUCUAGCCUCAACUUCCUUGCACUUUGGUGGAAAACAAGUUCCUUGUCUAAAAUCUUUGCCAUAAUUUGUUUUUGCAAUUUGUCAUUGUUUUGUAUUCUUUCCUACGAAUAAAGAAACUGUAAGGAUAAAUGAAAUAGAGGUGUUUGAUUUCUCUGCAAAGAACCACUUCCGGUAAUAAACUCACAAAAUUUAAUAUAUUUUCUUGUUUUAUUUGGUUUUAGAUACUAUUGAUUUUAACAUUCGGAAUAUAAAACGUGUACCAAUUCAGUACCACGC